This is a messenger RNA of Rotaria sordida, 4131 nucleotides long. NCBI's taxonomy places the organism in Eukaryota, Metazoa, Rotifera, Eurotatoria, Philodinida, Philodinidae. The record is from the annotation of a GenBank genome assembly.
AUGAAUAGAAGAUAUCCAAGAAGACUACAUCCGUUAAAUAAAAACUUGGCUGGUGAAGAUGCUUUCAAUGAAUUAAAUCUUUAUUAUCGUGUUUGUUGCAAAUUUGUUCAGAAAAAGAAUGCAGCAGAAGGUAUUUGUGGAUGUAAUCGACCGCGCGAACCUUAUCACACAGAGAGACGGUUCGAAUCGAAAGAUACAGAAUGGGAGAUGAAUCUUCAUACUGAAAUAAAGUCGAAUCCAUCCCAUGGUUAUCUUCCAAAUGGUGCUGUAUAUACACAACUUGCUUUGGAUACACCUGAAGGAAAAGUAGAAAAGCUUCUUUUUGAAAUUUGGAAAAUUCCCAAACCUCGAUUAAUUAUGUCUAUUACUGGAGGUCAAAAAUAUUUUAAAUUAAAUGAUCGACUUGAAACAAAUUUUAUGAAUGGUAUUAUUCAUGUUGCUCUUAAAUCAGAUGCAUGGUUAAUAACAAAUGGAUAUAAUAUUGGUAUUGUUCAACUUGUUGGACAGGCAAUCAAUAAAAUUAAAUCAACACAUCCAAAAAAACAGAUUACAGCUAUUGGAAUUUGCAAAUGGGGAAGUGUAAAGGACGCUAAAGAAUUAAUAAAAUCUCAAAGUAGAAAAAAAAAGAACGAAAAAUCUAAUACUAAUGAUAAUGAUGAAAAAGUAAACGAACGUGAACAUGGUGAACGUGAUCUUGAAAUGAAUCAUAGUCAUUAUCUUAUGUUGGAUGAUGGAACACUUCGAAAUUAUGACAUAAAAGAUUACCGAACACGAUUAUGUGUUCAUAUUGCAAAAUUACAUCAUGAAUUUCAUAUUCCUACUCCUGUUGUUACUAUUGUGGUAGAAGGUGGUAGAGAAGCUAUAAAAAAUAUAUACGACGAUUUGAAGGCUACUAUUCCUGUUGUUAUUAUUAAUGGUAGUGGUCGUGUUGCUGAUUUCUUCCAAAAAUGGUUAUUAUAUACGAAAGAAUUUGAUGAUACUAGUAAGUAUCCUGAUAUUGCGUAUGAAAUUGAUGUAACACCAGUUGAAAAUUUUCAACCUUCAACUCAAUAUGAUGCGCGUAGUUUAAAAUUAAGUAAUCAUACACAUUUUGAAGUUCACCUUGAUGGAUCUAAAAACACAUUUAAAGCAAUAUUUAGUAAAUAUCUCGACCAACUUAAAUCAGACCUUGAUCUAAUAUUAACACAUGAUGAUGAUUCGAAAGAGAAAAAUAGAAACCCUUCAUUAUCAACUAAUGUAAAUAAUAAACGAGAAGCUAAGUUAGCUGCUGCACUCAGUCAAGUUAUCUAUUGUCUUCAACCAAGUGUUCGUUCUGGUAUAAAUGUAUUUAAUUUAAAUUCAGAUGAUGAUCUAUCAGACAUAAUUUGUCGAAGUAUUUGUAAAUCACGUCAAAAAUAUUUUAUACGUAAAGAAAAUGAUACAAGAGAUAGCAAUCAACAAAAAUCUAAAACAUCAAAUAAUCAACAAGAUCAAAAACGUCAAUCAAGUGUACUUCAAAAAUUUAAUAAAAAUGAUCGAAAUGCACAAAGAUCACAGUUAUUACAAUUAGCAAUGGAUUGGAACUGUAUUGAUGCUGCAAAAGAAUUAAUCUUAGAAAAUUCAUUAAAUAAUAUUCUGAAAAAAGAAGAAGCUUUUCUAAAUGCUUUGAAAAAUAAUUUACCGACAUUUGUUUAUGAAUUUCUUAAAUUGGGUAUAGAUCCAAAUGAAAUAUUCUUUUCAGACGAUGACUUCUUUUAUGGAACGGAUCGAUAUAGAAAAUUUAUUAAAGAUUUAUAUGACAAAGAAGCAGUGAAUAAAAAUACAACACAUUUAAGUUGGUUUAUCGAAUCAGAUUCUAAUUCUAGCGAAAAACUUAUUACUACUACUGAUCAUCUUAAUACUAUUCUUACUACAAUUAUUGGUGAUUAUAUGAAUAAAUUAUAUUUUGAUAGUGAUAAACAAGAGAAAAGAUAUCGAUCAUUAUGGGAUUUAAGUGAGAAAAAUAAUGAAGCAAAUCAUUACUAUGAUAAUGAUGUCAGAUCUGAAGAUAAUCUUAUCGAUAGAGAAAAUCAAGAAAUAAUUCAAGAUUAUAUAAUGCGAGAUUUAUUUUUAUGGUCAAUACUUAUGAAUCAUAUUGAUAUGGCAAAAGUUCUUUUAUGUUAUGUUAAAUAUCGUAUAUGUGCUGCAUUGAUUGCAACAAAAAUUUUAAAAGAAUAUCAUAAUAAAGCAACACAUGGUGAAUUAAAAGCUAAUUAUAUGAAAAAUGCGAAUUAUUUUCAACAAUAUGCUAUUAAUUGUAUAAGUCAAUGUGAAAAAAAUGAUUCAGAUCAAGGAUGUCAAAUUGUUUUACAACGAAUAGAACUUUAUGGAAAUGUUACUUGUAUUCAAAUUGCUGCUAAUGCAGAAGAUAAAUUAUUUAUUGCAACACCAUGCUGUGUUCAAGCUCUGAAUAAUAUUUGGUAUGAUAAAAUUCAGUCACAAGAAUCAAGAAUACGAAAUUAUAUUUUAUUGGCUAUUGGCUUUUUCUCAUUUGGUCUUCUUGCUCCGUUUUUGGUUACUUAUCAAAAAUGUAUACCGGGAUCAAAAAAUGAACCUCUUAAUCGAAGUUUACAAAGUUGUGGUAUAGAUUAUUCUGAUCCAUAUUCACUUGAAUAUCCUCAUUUUAUCAAACAACGACUAGUUAAUCAAUAUAUGAAUAAAGUGAAAAAUUUUCAUCGAGCAUUACUAAUGAAAUAUUGUUAUCAUUGGAUGUUUUAUUGUUUUUUUCUAUUACUUUUUUCCUAUGUGCUCUUAUUUAAUUUUCAACGACCAACACAUGAGAAUCCAUCAAUUCAUUGGACUGAAAUUUUAACAAUUAUUUUUAUUACAUGCAUGUUAAUCGAAGAAAUUCAUUAUUUUAUCUAUCUAGAUAAUUUAAGUUUUCUAGGAAAAUGUAGAAGUUAUGUUAGUAAUCUAUUUAAAAUAAUGAACCUACUUGGAUUUAUUCUAUUCUAUAUUGGAUUAAUUCUAAGAUUUGCAUAUGCAGCUACGGAUGAUGAAUUCAUUGCAGCUAGGGGACAAAUUAAAUGUUCAGUAAAAUUUGUUCAGUAUUGUAUUCAAAUGUUUAGUAAAGAAAUCAAACGAUCAGUACAAAAUUCAAUGUUCAGUAACUAUUUCGUUUAUUCAGUUAAUUUAUUACUUGCACAGGUGGUGAUGGCUUUUGAUCUUGAAAUUUGGUACCUUCGUUCGCUAUCAUUUAUUAUUGUUAUACAAUUUCUUGGACCACCUCUUGUAGCUGCUGGAAGAAUGCUUAAAGAUCUUUUAUUCUUUAUGUGCAUUAUUUUUAUUGUUAUGACUGGUUAUGGUGUUGCUUCUCGUUCAGUGGUUUACUAUCCAAAUCCUAAUGCAUUCAAUGAUACGAAUGUCAACAUUGCAUUUGAUGGUCGAAAUAUUUUUCGUCAAAUUGCCUAUCCUGUUUAUUAUUUAAUGUAUGGACAAUUUGGCAAUGAAUUAUCUGAUCUUGAUACAUAUCCUGAUGCCGGUUGGUCAAUUGCAACACAUAUAUUACUUGCUGCUCAUAUGCUUUUUGUGAAUAUUUUACUUAUUAAUUUGCUUAUUGCAAUGUUUAGUAAACGAUUUGAUCAAGUAUAUGAAGAUACAAAAAAUAUUUGGCAUUCUCAACAAUAUGUAUUUACACGUGAAUAUUUUAUACGUUCACCAUUUUUUCCACCAAUAAGUCUUAUUUAUGAUAUUUUUCAUCUAUGUCGUAUGAUGGUCUUUGCUAUAGCACGAGUUUGUUCGAAAAAUUUAAUAGAUCAUCGAGCGAAAGUAUUUAAAAUAAUUCCUAUAAAUAAAGAUUUUAUUAAAGAUUGGUAUGAAUUUGAAGGUGCAUCAACAUAUGAAUAUGCUCAUGCCGAAGCAAAAACAUCAAAAUCUACAUUAUUAACAUCAAUUCAAGGUUUAUACCUUGAUAAUAUUGGAAAAGUACAAGAAACACAUGAUAAUAAAAAUGUUUCAAUUGAAUCAAUUACUAAUCUAAAAAGAAUACAAGAUGAAUUAACAAAAUUAAGUCAAUCGUCUGAAGAAAGUACACGACAAAUGCAAGAUAAUCUUGCCAGAUUGAAUCAAUCAUUGGAAGAAAUUAAAUUCCAUUUGUCAUCACAACGGAAAUAA